Molecule: messenger RNA, 1115 nt
Organism: Elaeis guineensis (African oil palm)
Lineage: Eukaryota; Viridiplantae; Streptophyta; Magnoliopsida; Arecales; Arecaceae
Product: protein RGF1 INDUCIBLE TRANSCRIPTION FACTOR 1
Molecular function (GO): zinc ion binding
Source: RefSeq, a predicted model, not a curated record
UCCCAACCUCGUCAGCGGGAGCAGGCGCCGUUCGCCUUUUCCUCUUUCUUCUCUCCUCUCGCCUUUCCUCUUUUGCCUCCUCUCUUCUCUUCUUCCUCGUCUGUCGCCUGGAGUAGGUGAUGGGGAGAGUUGGUGCUGCUUAAAACUGGGAGCUUCGCUAUUUCUUGGCUCUCCUCCAUCUAAUCUUCUCAUCUAUUUCUCCCCCUAGUUUUACCUAGCCAAGAGAAGGAAGCGAACAUGGUGGGUUUCACGAACAGGAUGCCGCACUGGUUGGAAGCCUUGCUGGGCGAGAGAUUCUUCAAUCCAUGCACGAUCCACGAGACGGCCAAGAAGAACGAGAAGAACAUCUUCUGCCUCGACUGCUGCUCUAGCUUCUGCCCCCAGUGCCUCCCGCUUCACCGCACUCACCGCCUCCUCCAGAUUCGGAGAUAUGUGUACCACGAUGUUGUUCGAGUCGACGAUCUGGAGAAGUUGAUCGACUGUUCUUCCGUUCAAUCCUACACGACGAACAGCGCAAAGGUGGUAUUCCUGAACGAGCGAACGCAGAGCCGGCCUUUCCGCGGAUCAUGCAACGCCUGCCGCUCCUGCGACCGCCCCCUCCAAGACCCUUAUCUCUUCUGCUCCCUUUCUUGCAAGGUGAAGCUGUUGUUGAGGAGCGAGGGAGGGCUGGCGAGGGAGCUCCGGGAGUGCGAAUUCCUGCCGCUGCCGAGCUCGUGCGAGCUGGACGAUGGCCAGCUCACGCCCGACUCCAUCCUGGAGUCCGCCUCCGCCACCUCCUCCGGCUCCUCCGCCGGUGGCGGCGGUGGAGCUGGGGCCCGCGCUAUCCGGAGCACUGCCGGGACGGAGUCCCUUGCUCAGCGGCGGCGGAGCGCCGCGGGCCGCCCGUCCGGUCCGGAGGUGGUGAACCGGAGGAAGAAAGGUGUCCCCACCCGGUCGCCGCUGUACUGAACCGGAGAUGGGCCCGGUACGGUGAGGUUUGCUUCAGCUGGAAAAAUCUGGGGACUAAAUUUUGGGAUAUAUUGAGGAUUAAAAAAGAAAAAGAAUAUCGUUCCAAUUUUGUAAAGGAGCCUACUCUCCAUCAUCUGCUGAUCUUUAAUUUAAAAGAAAAAACUUAU